This is a messenger RNA of Didymodactylos carnosus, 1221 nucleotides long. Lineage: Eukaryota; Metazoa; Rotifera; Eurotatoria; Philodinida; Philodinidae. The record is from the annotation of a GenBank genome assembly.
AUGACCAGUAAAACUAUACAGUCAACAACUCAGACUGUAAAGAAACCGUCGCCCAAUAAAACACCCACAGCUAUAGCAGCGCAAUCAUCAGUAUUACUUUCUGAACUUCCAGCCUCCAAUUUGGAAACCUAUCUGUUGUUGUGGUUGGAUGCUGAUGUCAACAAAACAGCUCACAAUAUUGAAACAGCGGUACAAUUUCGUUCUAUCAAUAGGCAUUUUCUCACAUUUGAUCGAAUAGACGAGUGUGAAAAACAUAUUCGACAAGCAAAAGAUGAAAAAGUCAUUCUUAUCGUAUCGGGAGCAUAUGGUAGUGAUAUUGUUCCUCGUUUACAAGACUUGACGCAACUCAAUGAUGUAUACGUUUAUUGUGGAGAUAAGGCUCACAAAAGAUGGGCAGACAAUUACCCCAAAGUUCGAGGUGUUUACAUUGAUUCGAGAAUACUGAUGAUCGAUCUAUUAGAAGAUCACAAGAUACGGCAUAAGAUCAAUGAUACUAUCACCAUAAGUAUAUUCAGUCGUGAUGAUGCAUCUAAUAUUUCACGUGAUCGUCAAUCUCAUAUUGCCAUGUUUAUGUGGCUUCAACUGUUUGUUGAAGUUCUAUGUCGUAUGCAUCAUAAAUCGGAUGCGAAAGAGUUUGAAGAUGAAUAUGAUCCAGAAAAGGCUAUCUGGUGGUAUACUCGUGAGUCAUGUUUAUACCGUCUUCUCAACAAAGCUUUGCGUGAACAAGAUUUUGAUAUUAUAUUUUCAUUACGAGUUCUUAUUAGUGACCUUGCUAAACAGUUGAAGAAAGAACAUAAUCGUCUCAUACGCACGUCAAAUAAUAAUCAACCAGUUCUUCGAAUAUAUCGUGGUCAAGCUAUAUCCACCGCGGAGCUAAAUUUGAUGAAGUCUAACGCGGAACAGUUUAUUACUAUGAAUAAUUUCUUGUCUACCACAUUUAGUCGAAAGACGGCUGUUAAAUUUGCAAAACAAGUUACUGUUAAUAAUGAUGUUGAAAGAAUUCUUUUUGAAAUGGAGGCUGACACACGGUUGUUAACAAAACCAUUUGCCAAUAUAGAACAUUUAAGUUAUUAUGAGGAAGAAAAUGAAGUACUGAUAAUGCUGGGUUCAAUAUUUCGAAUAACUGAGUUGUAUUAUAAUGAAAGAAAUAAUAUUUGGAUAGCAAAACUGAUACUAUGCAGUGAGGAAGAUUAUGAUCUUAAAGAAAUAUUCUCGUAUAUG